Molecule: messenger RNA, 564 nt
Organism: Quercus lobata
Lineage: Eukaryota; Viridiplantae; Streptophyta; Magnoliopsida; Fagales; Fagaceae
Exons: 1
Coding region: 1-564 (187 amino acids)
Source: RefSeq, a predicted model, not a curated record
AUGGAGGAGAUUACAGUACGUUGGAGUAGUCACUCGCUUUCAGGGACGAAAGGAGAUGGUUUCUGGAUUGGUGAUGAGAUGGGCUCUAAUGAGUUCAUUUUUGCAUCCAAAUUCUACACAAAAAGAGUACUCAACACUGAAGCGAUUGCUCGAAACUUCACUCAUUUAUGGAGAUUGAGGAAUGGCUUUAAGAUUAAGGAUGUGGGUGAUCAUAUUGUUCUUUUCAUAUUCGACAGCAAACUUGAAGCGGACCGUGUUGUUGAUAGCCAACCAUGGAGUUUUGAUAAGCACUUACUGGCUAUCCAGCGCUAUGAAAAGCAAAUGCCUAUACGAGAAUUAUGUUUCGAUCAUAUUCCAUUUUGGGUUCAAGUUUAUGAUAUUCCCAUCAAAUUUAUCAAUCGAUCUGUUUCCGAGGGUAUUUGUUUGGGAAUUGGUGAGGUCUAUACUAUAGAGAACUCGGCGAUGGAAGGUGGUGACUUUAUGCGAAUUCGAGUUAUUAUCGAUAUCUCCAAACCACUUUGUCAAGGACGGAGAAUUUCUAUGGAUGAUGGGAGCAAUGGUUGA